AUGAAAAACCUGACGGGUGCCUGGGGCAAAAAGAAGAGGCGGCGUCGAACAGAAACGACGACAACGCCCCCAUCCAACCCAACCGAAGCACCCGACCGAAACGCCCCAAUCCAGCUAUCUGAGGCCGAUCUCAUCAAGAAAUCCUGUGAGUUCAGAGAGUUUUCCUCUCCCGACUUCGCGCCCGGCGUCAUCGUCCGUGAAGGGCUGGACAACAGCGAGGACCUGGUCGCAUACGGUGUCCCAGACAACUUGCAAGAGGAGCUAUGGAAGGAGGAGAUUGCAAGGCUUGCUGCAGCUGUCAGAGACCUGGAUACUCCUAUCCACUUUGCAGGCUCCGAAGAGUUCAAGCUCGACUCCAAGGAAGCCCACGAGAGCCUAGCAGGCCUAGCCGACAAGGUGCUCAUUGCGCUCUACAUCAUCAUCAAUGAUGCGCAGGGUGUCCUGCUCAGGCAUUUUCCUGACCUGGUUGAGGAAAUACAUGUCUUCAAGCAGGGCCGUGAGAUACUAGAGCGCUUUGUCGCCAAUAACAGCCAAGAUGACGACGAUGACGACGAUGGUGACAGAGGAGCCAAGACCCGCGAUACCCGUCUUGACGCACUCAACAUCAACCACGCCGACUACUUUGAGUUUGUCAACUACGUGACGGCGACCAUUGCCCGAAUGUUCUGUAAGGCAGCAUCAGGCAAGAUGUGGCACGACACGAUCCUGGUCAAGUUUGCCAAGAUGGCAGCCAAGAUGAAGGUCGUAUCUGGCGGUCUCCGGGAGCAUGCCAUAACGUCGCUGCAGAACACGCCGGCUACAAAGCCGGCCCCCAACAUUGGAUACGGGGGCGCCGGAGGCCGAACUGCAGACCACGGCCAGAGCGGCCCAGGACGAAACAUGCUCGAGAAUCUAGAGGGGAUGAUGGGGAUGAUGGGCCUCAAGGGGAGUCAGCCAUCCUUCGUAGGCCCCAACACGGCGCAUAGAGCCCUCACAAGGCUGUACUUUAUGCAAGAGGCCAUGGCGCAGUACCCGAUAUUCAAGAUCUACCAGUACGUCCUCGUGACCUUGCGCGGCACCAACACACUGCGAACGGCAUUGAGCACGUCGUAUGAGAUGAGUGCCAUGUUGUACAAGACGGGCUACGGCGACUUCCCCGUCUUUCUAUUCCAGGACAUUGACGGCGAGUUCCUCGGCAGUUCAAGCGACGAGAACAUCAAUGUCUCCCAUGCUUCGUUCCAGGUGGCCAACAUGGCAGCCAAUGGUGUGGAAAGUCGACACCAAGCCUCGCAGAACAAUAAGAGCAAGACUGUGAGCAAGGCCAAGGGCACCAAUCUGCCGCCGCCACCAGACAUCCAAACGUCAGUUGGGACCACCGUCACCUGGUUAUAUACGGAACACGCCGACCCGGGAUCUAGCGACUCGGAGCUGAAGCAAAUGCGCCUCAACACCAUGAGCGACGUCAUUACCGUCAUGGUGCCCAUGACGCUCGCCAGCCCCACGGUCGUUACAAUGGUGACCAAAUUCAUCGGAGUUCUCGCCUUUGCCGAGGGUAACCUCAACCAUGGGGAGACAACCGUCCUGUAUCGGCCAACCGAGUUCAAGGCGAGCUUCUGCCUCACCACCGAUGAGUAUCGCAAGACGUGGGGUGACCACCCGGACCGGGGUCUUGUCUCCCAGCUAUCUGCGUCCCUCGUGGCCCGCGAUUCUCUGCUAUCGUGGCACCCUGGCAAGCAGACCCUCCGCCGAGUCCGGACCAUAGGCAUGGAGUUACCCACGCCAGGGGCUAAUCUCCAAGAGCGCGAGCGAGAACGGGAACGUGAGCUGCGGGAGGAGCAGGAGCACAUCCAACACAGCUUGAAGCAGUUUGAGCACGCAUCGAAGCGUAUGGAGGAGUGGAUCUUUGAAGAAAACGGCGUGCGUGUUCGCUGUGACUGGUAUGUCGGGACUGUCUCUGCUGUGGCGGCUGUCCUGGUUUUCAGUGGGAUCGCUGCUGGCAUCACGAUAGGCGAACGGUUGCCCGGCGUGGAUCCUUUCAACAUCACGACCUUCUCCUGGGUCUUGGCAGCCUUUCUUAUCCUCAUCGCAAAGAGUUUUCGCGUUGCAAGCUGGACGUGGUGGGAUUUCCUCCAUCGACAGGUCCUAUGUCGCAGUGUUUCGGAGUUGAGCUCCGUGACGGGUAUUGACGAUCAGCUCAUCCUUGCACGGCUGCUUCAACAAGAGUCUGGGACACCCCUUCAGACCCGGGGGCCGUUCAAUACGGUAUUUUCCCGCAAGGCGAGCGGGGGGGACGGCUUUUCCAUCGAUCAGCCGCUGAGUAUCCGGACCAUGCUACUCAGCGGGCUCAUCAUGAUCCAGGUGCGGGCCAUAUACCACGGCAAGUUUCUGGUAUGCUUGGAUCUCCGGAGGGGAACCGAAUUCAAUGUGGUGUUGCAGACCAAGGAGGAGGUGGUGGACGAGGAGGAGUGCAUCGUCAGCGAUAGACUGGUUGACGAGCAUUCGCUGGGGACGGAACAUCGCAUCAUCCUGAAGAAGGCCAAGGCGUCUUGGAGUCGGGUCGUUGGGGUGUAUGGGCGGAAUGAUGCGUGGUUUAUUUAA
This is a messenger RNA of Fusarium keratoplasticum, 2577 nucleotides long. RefSeq lists its product as uncharacterized. The coding region runs from base 1 to 2577 and encodes 858 amino acids. The record is from RefSeq and is a predicted model, not a curated record. The transcript has a single exon. Lineage: Eukaryota; Fungi; Ascomycota; Sordariomycetes; Hypocreales; Nectriaceae.